Molecule: messenger RNA, 543 nt
Organism: Closterium sp. NIES-65
Lineage: Eukaryota; Viridiplantae; Streptophyta; Zygnematophyceae; Desmidiales; Closteriaceae
Source: the annotation of a GenBank genome assembly
AUGUCUGGAGAGGCAGAAGUUUCUGACGUGGCAUCAGGAGUUCCCGAAUUCGUGAGCUUGCCGAAAGGCACCGCGGUCGCUCGGCGCGCAACGGUGCAUCCGUCCGGUAUCGCCCAGGAAUGCAGCACCACCUACCCAAUGCUCGAGUCCCAUUUGAAGAAGAGUGGAGCGGAGAGGGAUGGUCGUUCCUACUGCAUCUACUACUUCUUCACGCCUCUCCUCACCCGCAUGGAGCUCGGCAUUCCCUUCAAGCUCUCCUCGCCGGACAAUACAGUUCCUGAAGAUUCUGCAAACGGCAUCAUAGUGGUGAACCGUCCCGAUGUAGAGGCAGCAGCCAUGUGGCACAUAGGGCCGUACCAGAGACUGGGGGACACUUAUAAGGCUCUUUGUGAAUGGAUUCGCUCACAGGGGAAGUAUCCAGGCAGCCUCAUGUUUGAGGAAUACUGCACCAAUCCAAUGGAAGAGAAGGACCCUGCCAAAUAUAGAACUCGAGUGUACAUGUCCUUGUCUGAUAGCACCAUGGGAUCAUGUAGCAUUAUAUAA